Molecule: messenger RNA, 371 nt
Organism: Suillus subalutaceus
Lineage: Eukaryota; Fungi; Basidiomycota; Agaricomycetes; Boletales; Suillaceae
Exons: 3
Coding region: 10-300 (96 amino acids)
Source: RefSeq, a predicted model, not a curated record
CCAGUUACCAUGCACCCAUCUGUUAAAGUGCUAGCACAUAAACCUCUCAUCAGCUUCAUCGGAAAGCGUGUAUGGCCAGCUACUGCAGGUCCUUCUCACCCUCAUCCAGCUGCUCCUCCAGAAUGGCAAAAGUCCUUUUCUGAACAGGCUGUUCCUCACAGCUCACCCCGAACACUACAGGAUCAUGCUGUAUUCCUAGAAUUCUGGGACGCUCCAGCACGCUUCUCGAAACCAUCCUCCAGGUACUUGGAGCAAAUGGAGAUAGAUGCCAUAACGAGUGGGGGAGCUUCUCUGCGAUAGAAUAGAUAAAUCCGAUAGACACCAUCUACAAUUCAUACCGCAUCAUCCCAAAAAUUUAUCUAAACUAUUCU